Messenger RNA from Setaria italica (foxtail millet), 1538 nucleotides. RefSeq lists its product as uncharacterized. Bases 193 to 1287 code for a protein of 364 amino acids. The transcript has 5 exons. The record is from RefSeq and is a predicted model, not a curated record. Lineage: Eukaryota; Viridiplantae; Streptophyta; Magnoliopsida; Poales; Poaceae.
UAGUGGCCGGCAGAAAGCGGCAGGUUUAAGACCACUUGGGUCUCGGCUUGCCUCCGGUUACUGCAAUUAGAUCCUCAUCUCCCGGCUCCCGCGUACUGAAACUUUGCUUACCGGCACCCCUGCUCUUGUCCCCAGCCAACGCCGUCUGCCGCAGCUGUGAAGUUGUCUCUGCCGGCGGCUGUCUUCCUACCCAUGGCCGUGUCCGGCGAGAAGCGGCCUCCGCCGCCGGCCCCUGCCUCCGGUGGGAUAGCGAGGAAGCUUAUGCUGGCACUGUUUGUGUCCUUGUCGGCGCUGUUGUACAAGCAGCUACAGCCGCCACCGCCGAAGAUCCCGGGCUCGCCGGGCGGUCCUCCGGUCACGGCAACCAGAACAAGGCUCAGUGACGGCAGGUACCUGGCCUACCUGGAAUCCGGCGUCCCGAAGGAGGAGGCCAAGUACAGGAUCAUCUUUGUCCAUGGAUUCGACUCCUGCAGAUACGACGCGCUCCCAAUCUCCACGGAGCUGGCACAAGAGCUGGGCAUCUACCUGCUGUCCUUCGACCGGCCCGGUUACGCAGAGAGCGACCCGCAUCCGGGCCGGACGGAGAAGAGCAUCGCCCUCGACAUCGCGGAGCUCGCCGACAACCUCCAGCUGGGCCCCAAGUUCUACCUCGCCGGCUUCUCCAUGGGCGGCGAGAUCAUGUGGAGCUGCCUCAAGUACAUCCCACACAGGCUCUUCGGCGUGGCCAUCCUCGGCCCCGUGGGCAACUACUGGUGGUCCGGCUUGCCGUCGAACGUGUCGUGGGACGCCUGGUACCAGCAGCUCCCGCAGGACCAGUGGGCGGUCUGGGUCGCGCAUCACCUCCCAUGGCUGACCUACUGGUGGAACAGCCAGAAGCUCUUCCCGGCCUCCAGCGUCAUCGCCUACAACCCCGCCCUCCUGUCCGAAGAAGACAAGCUGGUCAUCCCAAAGUUCGUCCACAGAACCUACAUGCCGCAGAUCAGGCAGCAGGGGGAGCACGAGUGCCUGCACCGGGACAUGAUGGUCGGGUUCGGGAAGUGGAGCUGGAGCCCGCUGCAGCUGGAGGACCCGUUCGCCGGCGGUGACGGGCAGCAGGGGAAGGUGCACCUGUGGCACGGCGCCGAGGACCUCAUCGUGCCGGUCAGCCUGUCGAGGUACAUCAGCGAGAAGCUGCCGUGGGUCGUGUACCACGAGCUCCCCAAGUCGGGGCACCUCUUCCCGAUCGCCGACGGGAUGGCCGACGCCAUUGUCAAGUCCCUGCUGCUCGGACACGAUGGUUCUACAUGAUUGAAUCUGCACUCAUGUUUCUCCAUCGCUCACCGGUGGAAAAACGAUAUUCCAUCUUCAACAAAAAUCUCAGUUAUUUUUGACCCGGGAUUAAAAUCUCUUGAUGUCGUGGGUUCGAAUCCCACACACCGCACACACGUAUAUUUCACGUGAAUAUGUUUUGCACGAAUUACUACUAAAUAAGGUUCCAUUUUAUGUAAGAAUUUCGUGGAAUUAUUUGGCAUGAGUUGAUGUGUGGUAGUUCUCGCUCA